CACACACACACAGACAGAGGUACACACCUAUAGGUUUGGUUGGCCUGGCCUACCUGACUGGCUGGGCAGGUCUGUGCCCACACCCGAAUCUGCUCGCUGGAGGAGAGAGCUGUCAGUGAACACCUCCCCUGAACGUGUGUGUGUGUGUUUACAGAGCUCACAAUCAGUCAGCCAAAAUCCCCAGCACUGCUCAGUGCACCUGCCACCAUACUGCAGCUAAACUGACAUUAAUAAGGUGUCUUUCGAGGCAGUUUUUAGACCUUUUUGACUAGAGGGCCACUAACAAUGUCCAAAGAGGGGGACAGACAAUCAGUUUUGCGGACCACAAAGGUUCGCACCGCUCUAAAAGGAGACAGCAGCUGGAUACAGAGACAACAGCAAGAAAAUCUUGAGAAAGAUGAGGAGGAGAAACCAUGGGUUGCCGAAGUGCGAGCAAACCGUUCAAAUGGUGUGUUUGAAGAAACAAGUCCUGUUUCCUCACCCACAACCAAUGUGCCUCAGCCCAGAUCCGACACAGAGAAACCAAAAACAUCUGAAUCUGGAUACUUAAUCAGAGGGGUAUUCAAGAAAACCAAUUCCAAGCCAACAUCAAAUUCAUCCACCAAUGGAUAUGCUGGAAUAAAUAGCUUCAACAAAAAGCCAUCUGAGAGUUACAAGAAAAUAGCCCCCCACACAAUACGGUCCAGCAAUGAAAAGACAGUGCAGUCUGAACCAACUCUGAGUCCAGAGGAAAUGGAAAAGAGGACAGAGGCAGCCAGCAGUGUGCUGAAGGGAUCGGCAGCAUAUCGCCGUUCAUACGUAAUGUCAGCUGCAAAGAAAUAUGAAUCUUCAGAGAAGCCUGACAGCUCUGCUGAGAUGGGCAUUUCCUUUGUUGCAAAAAGGGUAGAUAUCAGUGAUGAUGAUGACACUACAGCAUCUGUCAAGUCUGUGCCUGUGCAAAGUGUCAAAUCAAACACUGAGCCAGUGGUGAAGGAGGUCAAGCCAGCAGCACCUGAAAUUAAAUCUGAACCUAAGCCAGUGACUGAAACGAAACCUACAACACAAACUAAAAUAACAACUGAAGCUAUCGCCACAUCAGAAUCUAAAACAGCGCUAGAAAAUACAACACAGCCUAAAACAGCAUCUGAGCCUAAACCAGCAACUGAAACUACAACAGUGGCUGAAACCAAGCCUACAGCACAAACUAAAACAGUAACUGAACUUAAAACUGAACCUAAACCUACAACACAAACUACAACAGCAACUGAUCCUAAACCCACAUCAGAACCUAAAGCGGUUGAAACUAAACCUACAACAAAAAUUGAACCUAAACCAGCAAUUGAAACUAAAACAGAAACUAAACCUGCAACACAAACUACAACAGCAACUGAACCUAAACCCACACCAGAGCCUAAACCAGCUGAAACUAAACCUACAGCAACUGAUCCUAAACCCACAUCAGAGCCUAAACCAGCUGAAACUAAACCUACAACAAAAAUUGAACCUAAACCAGCAACUGAAACUAAAACAGAAACUAAAUCUACAACACAGACUAUAACAGCAACUGAUUCUAAACCCACAUCAGAGCUUAACCCAGCUGAAACUAAAUCUACAGCAACUGAACCUAAACCAGCAAUUGAAACUAAAACAGUAACUGAACCUAAACCCACACCAGAGCCUAAACCAGCUGAAACUAAACCUACAACAAAAAUUGAACCUAAACCAGCAACUGAAACUAAAACAGAAACUAAAUCUACAACACAGACUAUAACAGCAACUGAUUCUAAACCCACAUCAGAGCUUAACCCGGCUGAAACUAAACCUACAGCAACUGAACCUAAACCAGCAAUUGAAACUAAAACAGUAACUGGACCUAAACCCACACCAGAGCCUAAACCAGCUGAAACUAAACCUACAACAAAAAUUGAACCUAAACCAGCAAUUGAAACUAAAACAGUAACUGACACUAAAACAGAAACUAAACCUACAACACAAACUACAACAGCAACUGAAUCUAAGCUAGAGGUGGAAACUAAAUCUACAACAAAGACCACAAUAGCAAGUGAUCCUAAACCCACAUCAGAGCCUAAAGCAGUUGAACUUAAACCUACAAAAACAGCUGAACCUAAACCAGCAGCUGAAACUAAACCUACAACACAAACUACAACAGCCACCGAUCCUAAACCCACAUCAGAACCUAAACCAGUGACUGAAACUAAACCAGAACCUGAAGCUAAAUCUGCAACUCAGCUGAAACCAGCACCUGAAUCCAAGCCUGAACCAGUUCCAGAGAAAAGCCUGUCUGACACCCUGAUAUCCUUCAGCACAGAGCCUGCCAGUUCUGGCCAAGCAGACUCAGGAGUAGAUCUUCUCAGUCAGGAUCUGCUGACAGACAACAGUCCGCUGCCUCAGACAAACAAGACACAUACAACUCUGGACCUGCUCGCAGAUGAUCUUAUUCCCUUCAGUCCUACUACCACCAGAACCAGCACUGACUACACCUACAGCCGGAAAACCCUGAUUAAAGAUUUUAAGAGUGUGCCACCAGACGUUUUGGUUUCCUUGGCUGAAGAUGUCAUUCCAAUUGAUACUAAGAGUGACUGGAAGACAGACAUGGACAGUUACAAAACCAGCAUCAAAACAGUGGAGAGUUCUGUCCAGGAGAACUUACCAGAAUCCGAAUCCAAGAAGAACUUUGUCUAUGUUAAGGAGUAUGUGAAUAACUCGCGUCUUGAUGGCAGCAGCUCUGACUAUGUGUCAUCAACAACCUCCAACUACAGCUACAGCAGCCCCAGCUACUCCUCCAGAGGAGAUAUGACUCCCUGUACAUACUGUGGAGAAAUGGUGGGAAAUGAUGCCAAAAUCACCAUUGAGCACCUGAACAUAUCCUGUCACCCGUCCUGCUUUAAGUGUGGUAUUUGCAGUAAACCAAUGGGAGAUUUACUCUACAACAUGUUUCUCCAUCGUGGGACGGUCCACUGUGAGAGCUGCUAUUCCAAUGUGCUAUAAGGAGAUCUGUUACACUGCCUGAAAUAUCCCUCAACAGUAUAGCUAACCUGCCUAUUUGAAUAGGAAUUAGACUCGUUACUGGCACGAAACACGUUCCUCUUUAUAUUUCCUCACUGAUCGUACCGCUGACAUACCUUCUGAAUAUCAUAAAAAGGUUUUCUUGUGCUAUGAAUGCUUGUUGCAGUGCAUCUAGGAUUUUUUUCUCCGAUUCUGUCCCUUUAAAUGUUUAGUGAAGACAAUAAGAAUGUAUAUCUCUGUUGUAUUUAAUCAUGAGAAACCAUUUUAAAGCAAUAUUUCUGUUUUAGUAGCACUGUUAUGAAAAUACGUAUCCUGCAUCGAUAUUCACAAUUAAAGCAAAAUUCUCAUUGAAUUCAAGUCGAAUUCUCCUUUUAUUGUUUUGUUACAAGUGAAUGUGCAAUAAAAAAUAUAAAUAUCGCAUAAGAAAUACUGAGGUACACAAACAUUUAAACAGGUCAAGACAUAAACAAGUCCCAGGAGUCUUAUAGGAGAAUCUCAUGAACCACUCAAGAA
Sinocyclocheilus anshuiensis is the source of this 3519-nucleotide messenger RNA. Its product is annotated as proteoglycan 4-like. The coding region runs from base 286 to 2988 and encodes 900 amino acids. The record is from RefSeq and is a predicted model, not a curated record. The transcript has 23 exons. Lineage: Eukaryota; Metazoa; Chordata; Actinopteri; Cypriniformes; Cyprinidae.